Rhodamnia argentea is the source of this 996-nucleotide messenger RNA. RefSeq names its product vesicle transport protein GOT1-like. Gene Ontology annotation, biological process: retrograde transport, endosome to Golgi; endoplasmic reticulum to Golgi vesicle-mediated transport. The record is from RefSeq and is a predicted model, not a curated record. The transcript has 8 exons. Lineage: Eukaryota; Viridiplantae; Streptophyta; Magnoliopsida; Myrtales; Myrtaceae. Bases 204 to 626 code for a protein of 140 amino acids.
CCUCGUCUCCAUUUCCCUUCGUUUUCUUUACCGAUCUCUUCCUCUUCUUCUUCUUCUUCUUCACCGCGAUCUUCUUCUUCUGCUGCGUGCCAGUUAAAGCUUGGUGUUUGGGCGAUCUCCAUUCCGAUUGGUUUCGCCUGCUUUGGAUUCGCCGAGAGCUUGUUUUUUGGGCAGUGGAGCGCCACCAGUAGCUCGCUAUCGCGAUGGUUUCGUUCGAAAUGAAUGACCGCAAAAAAAUCGGGCUAGGCUUGACUGGAUUUGGUAUCUUCUUCUCAUUCCUGGGAAUCAUCUUCUUUUUCGACAAGGGACUGCUUGCCAUGGGAAAUAUUCUCUUCAUAUCAGGAGUCUCUUUGACCAUAGGACCAAAGUCGACCAUGCAAUUCUUUAUGAAAAGGCAAAACUUCAAGGGAACAAUCUCAUUUGGUGUCGGCUUCUUCUGUGUCAUCAUAGGAUGGCCCAUUCUUGGGAUGAUUGUGGAAUCAUAUGGUUUUAUUGUUCUUUUCAGUGGUUUCUGGCCAACUCUAGCAGUUUUUCUGCAAAGGAUACCUAUCCUCGGUUGGUUAAUUCAGCAGCCAUACAUUAGAUCGUUCUUUGAUCGUUACCGAGGGAGACGUGUGCCCGUAUAGUUCUGAAUUUGCAGAGCAGGCAAUACUUCUGGUUUUUGUGUCUGCUUUAAGCCCACCCAUGUAACAUAUGGAUUUGUGGAGACAAAUUUUUGCUGCCUCUCUCGUUGGAAAUGGCAAUUGGUAAAAGGUGUCGUGACUCGAGUGAUAUGAAUGAGAAGAGGAAGAAGGAAAGGUUACGUGAUAUUAGUGGGAUCUGUAGUUUCUCUUUCCUUCGUUUGGUGGUGAUGGUUGACCAUCAUUGACUGCAUCCCUUGGGCUUCUUUUCCUAGAUAAAAGUGAACAACAGAUUUGUUGCAAAAGAUGUAAACUACUAACCUUGCAUAGCACUGUCCAAAUACCAAAAUUUAGCUUUGCUCGGUUUUUUCCCCUU